CAGGGGAGUCGCUAUAUAAUGAAAGUGGUGCGCAGCCCCUAACGUUACCCGGCUGGGAGCGGCUGGAACCCGGAUCUCGGCUGGGGUUCGGCGGCCGCGCACCUCCGUGCGGAGCGGCCCGCGAGGCGGCGGCGGCGGCGGCGGCGGAGGCGCGGCGAGCGUUGGCGGAGCGGGGGGCGGCUCUGCGCGGCUCCGAGUCAUGGCUCACAACAAGAUCCCGCCGCGGUGGCUCAACUGUCCCCGGCGCGGCCAGCCGGUGGCAGGAAGAUUCUUACCUCUGAAGACAAUGUUAGGACCAAGAUAUGAUAGUCAAGUUGCUGAAGAAAAUCGGUUCUAUCCCAGUAUGCUCUCAAAUUAUCUAAAGAGUUUGAAGGUUAAAAUGGGCUUGCUGGUGGAUUUGACAAAUACUUCGAGGUUCUAUGACAGAAACGACAUAGAAAAAGAAGGAAUCAAAUAUAUAAAACUUCAGUGUAAAGGACAUGGUGAGUGUCCUACAACUGAGAAUACCGAGACAUUCAUUCGGCUGUGUGAGCGGUUUAAUGAAAGAAACCCACCUGAACUUAUAGUAUUCCAUCAUCUGGAUAUACUACAGCAUGUUCAUUCUCCUGUUGAUGGGCAUUUCUUUCAAGUGUUCCUGGACUACCUGCAUCAGAAUUGCCUGAGGGAAAAAAAAAAGAAAAGAAAAACAAAUUGCCUGAAGGUCCUUAUUAGAAAUGUGUUCAUUGUACCCAUGGCUUCAAUCGUACCGGUUUCCUCAUAUGUGCCUUUUUGGUGGAGAAAAUGGAUUGGAGAGGAAGCACCAGCCCCACCUGUAUUGCCAGAUUGGUGUUUUGAGGAUGAUGAAGAGGAAGAUGAGGAUGAGGAUGUAAAGAAGGAACCAGAACCUGGGUCAAGUGCCUCCUUUGGCAAAAGGAGAAAAGAACGGUUAAAACUGGGUGCUAUUUUCUUGGAAGGUGUAACGGUUAGAGGUGUAACUCAAGUAACAACUCAACCGAAGUUAGGAGAAGUACAGCAGAAGUGUCGUCAAUUCUGUGGCUGGGAAGGGUCUGGAUUCCCUGGAGCACAGCCUGUUUCCAUGGACAAGCAAAAUAUUAAACUUUUGGAGCAGAAUCCAUAUAAAGUAAGCUGGAAAGCAGAUGGUACUCGGUAUAUGAUGUUGAUUGAUGGCACAAAUGAAGUUUUUAUGAUUGAUAGAGAUAAUUCAGUGUUUCAUGUUUCAAAUCUGGAAUUCCCAUUUCGUAAAGAUCUCCGUAUACAUUUAUCAAAUACUCUGUUGGAUGGGGAAAUGAUUAUUGAUAAAGUAAAUGGACAAGCUGUACCUAGAUAUUUGAUUUACGACAUAAUUAAAUUCAAUGCACAACCAGUUGGAGAUUGUGAUUUUAAUGUUCGUCUUCAGUGUAUAGAACGAGAAAUAAUAAAUCCUCGACAUGAAAAAAUGAAGACUGGGCUCAUUGACAAAACACAGGAACCAUUUAGUGUCAGAAAUAAGCCAUUUUUUGACAUUUAUACUUCAAGAAAGCUACUUGAAGGAAAUUUUGCAAAAGAAGUUAGCCAUGAAAUGGAUGGACUUAUUUUUCAGCCUACUGGAAGACUUCUCUUUGGCACAUGGCCAUUCUCUACCUCUAAAGCCAGCCUCUGCUCUUACUUGAAAUAUAAACCUGGUCGAUGUGAUGAUAUUUUAAAAUGGAAACCUCCCAGUCUGAAUUCUGUGGAUUUUCGCCUAAAGAUAACAAGAAUGGGAGGAGAAGGGUUGCUUCCUCAGAAUGUUGGACUUCUUUAUGUUGGAGGUUAUGAAAGACCCUUUGCACAAAUCAAGGUGACAAAAGACCUAAAACAGUACGACAACAAAAUUAUAGAAUGCAAAUUUGAGAACAACAGCUGGGUCUUCAUGAGACAGAGAACAGACAAAAGUUUUCCUAAUGCCUACAACACUGCCAUGGCUGUAUGCAACAGCAUCUCCAACCCUGUCACCAAGGAGAUUCUGUUUGAGUUCAUUGACAGAUGUGCAGCUUCUCAGGGACAGAAACGAAAGCAUCAUCUGGAUCCUGACACGGAGCUCAUGCCUCCACCACCUCCCAAAAGACCUCGCCCUUUGACCUAAGUCCUGCCUCUGACUUCAGGAUUGAGAGGAGAGAUGAAUGAGAAAAAUGCUGUCGCCCCAUUUGCAGCCAGAGAAAUUCAACAAACAGUGUGGCUUGAUGUUGAUACACAUUUGAAUUUUUUUUUAAAAAGAAAAGUAUUGUAGCCAGGCUGUAAAUAUUUGACUCAUUUGUUUUCUUAGUGCUACAAUAAAUACAUCAUGGACUUAAACAUUUUAUUUAUAUUUGAUAAACCCAGCCUUACCUUGUGGAAUCUGAAGAUUGAAAUAUCCAAAGGUUUGAACAAGAUUGAAAUCAAUGAAAAAGAGGCCUUGUUUAUAUAUGGAUAACUUCUACCUUUAACUUACAAAGUUAGCAAUCUGGAACUGUGAGCGCCUAGAACACUGUAUUUUUUAGAAGUUGUAUUUCAGCUAUGGUAAAUUUUCCUUUUAAAAAAUUCAGGCAGUGGCAUUAAACAUUCUUCCUAUCCUUUA
Molecule: messenger RNA, 2572 nt
Organism: Eptesicus fuscus (big brown bat)
Lineage: Eukaryota; Metazoa; Chordata; Mammalia; Chiroptera; Vespertilionidae
Gene: RNGTT
Product: RNA guanylyltransferase and 5'-phosphatase
Exons: 19
Coding region: 200-2101 (633 amino acids)
Biological process (GO): 7-methylguanosine mRNA capping; protein dephosphorylation
Molecular function (GO): ATP binding; protein tyrosine/serine/threonine phosphatase activity; mRNA guanylyltransferase activity
Source: RefSeq, a predicted model, not a curated record